Messenger RNA from Haplochromis burtoni (Burton's mouthbrooder), 2987 nucleotides. RefSeq names its product activating transcription factor 6 (gene atf6). Gene Ontology annotation, biological process: endoplasmic reticulum unfolded protein response; regulation of transcription by RNA polymerase II. The coding region runs from base 121 to 2076 and encodes 651 amino acids. Lineage: Eukaryota; Metazoa; Chordata; Actinopteri; Cichliformes; Cichlidae. The record is from RefSeq and is a predicted model, not a curated record. Gene Ontology annotation, molecular function: DNA-binding transcription factor activity, RNA polymerase II-specific; RNA polymerase II cis-regulatory region sequence-specific DNA binding. The transcript has 16 exons. Gene Ontology annotation, cellular component: nucleus.
UGACGGUAAAGUCAGACGUGUAUCUAAACGGGAAGUUCAUCCCUAAACAGCCGCUUGAUCAACAGUGGUAUGAUCGCGCUUUGUUACAGUGUGAUAAUAUACUAAUGAAUUCAAAAGAGGAUGUCAUCCGACUUAACGUUAGACUUCGAAAAUCAUCGGCAAUACCCUGCGAUGGAUAGUGAGGCAGGCAUCAUCUCCAUCGAUCAGGAGGGAGAGUGGGACUUAAGCCUGUUCGAUGAGCUGGAGAAACUAGGCGAUGAGCUGCGGGAUGCAGAUGAGCUGCUUGAGGCUCUUGAUAAUGCUGGCUAUGCCAAUGGUGUUCCAGUUCUGGACUUUGACAUCGACAUUCCUCCAUGGAAUGAAAUGGAUACAUGCAGCAUUUCCACAGAUGGUGAGGUGAGCGUGGACUCUCUGUCACCUGCCCACACUCUGAGCUCGGUGCCCUCUCCUGCCUCAGUGGAAGCUUUGUCUCCGUGUUCCUUGCAGGAUGAGGCCCUGUCUCCACAAUCGCAGCCGUCUCCUCUUUCAGUCUGCUCAGAGUCCAGUGGCUUUUCUGAAAUCUCUUCCCCACCUCGAAAAGCUGCAAAGAGGACCAAUCAGGUUGUACGAGCCAAGCCAGUGCAGCCGGUCAAGAAGCCGAUUCAGAUUGGCCCAAAGGUUUCCAUCCAGCCCAAACCACUGAUUACAGCUGUGCCAUUGGCUCAAGCAGCAGCUCCCAUGCAGGCCAAGACAAUCAUCAUCCAGCCCCUGCAGACCACUGUGCUCCCUGUGGUAAAACCAGCUCCAGUCAACAUCAAACCAGCACCCCCUGCAGGUCACCCUCUUUUGCUGUCUCAGCCAAGCCAGCUGCUGCAGAUCCAAACACCACAGGCCAUCUCUGGGAGCGUGGUCACUAUGCCAGCACUCAGCCAGGACUGGUCUGUACCCGUCGCUGCUCCACCAGUGGUUUCGGGCACACUUUUGACCCCAUCCUCAGAGGAUGAUUCCAAGUUGUCCCAGAGACAGCAGCGCAUGAUAAAAAACCGCGAGUCAGCAUCCCUGUCUCGGAAAAAGAAGAAAGAGUAUUUGCUUUCGCUGGAAGCUCGCCUGAAGGUGGCGCUGUCUGAGAACGAGGUGCUCAAGAGUGAGAACGGCAACCUAAAGAAACAGCUGGAGGGGCUUCUGAGCAAGAACACAGCGCUGAAAGCAACAGCACCCAAAAGGAGAGCGGUGUGCCUCAUGGUGGUCGUGGUGUUCCUCGUUCUUAAUGUUGCACCAAUGAGUCUGUUUCAGGGUGGCCCGGGCUCUUCGCUCGAAGUUGCUUCCACGCAGCACAGUGGCAGACACCUCUUGGGUUUCUCACCAGAGGCAGAAAUUGAACGCCUGAUGGGUCCUGACGCUCUUGGCAGCAGGCCGUCUGAGAUGGGCGACAGAUCUGAAGAUAAAGCCCUGAUGGUGGUAAAGGAUCCCAUCUUUGUCAGACCGUCUCCGCCCUGCCAGCCUUCUGUCAACAGGACCAAGUGCAUUGAGCUGGCCCAUGAGUUGAGGGGUUGGGUCCACCGUCACGAAGUUCAGCAGACCAAAUCGAGACGAGAGAAUAACAGCAACCACAAACCCACCAGGACGAUUCUGAAAACAGGAAAUAAGGAGGACGAAGGCAGCCAGAUUGUGACGGUUCAAUACACAGAAACUACUGCGGAAAAGAGUCCUGGCAGUGAGCUGCAGGUGUACUACGCCCCUCGUCACACGUACACCGACUUCUUUGAUGAGCUGAACCGCCGCGGCGACACCUUCUAUGUCGUGUCUUUCCGUAGGGAUCAUCUCCUACUUCCUGCCACCAGCCACAAUAAAGGAAGUCCACCCAAGAUGUCUGUCGUGUUGCCAGCCAUGAACAUAAAUGACAGCAUUAUAAGGGACAAAGACUUUGAGGUGAUGAUGCAGAUUGACUGUGUAGUAACAGACACCAGGAUCCUCCACAUCAGAUCUUCCAGCAUCCCGCCUCUGCUCCGGGUGAACCGCUCUGACACGUUUUACCAGAACUCCCCAGCAGAGAACAAGGUUACGCCUCCUGUCGGCGUGCUAAUGGGGUCUGCGUAAGAUCAUCAGCGACUCCUGCGUUCUUUACACCUCCUCAUUAAAACUCAUAAACGGAAGCACAAGAUAACACCUCAGUUAAUAAUUUUUCUCAUUUUUAUUUGCAUGAAUGUGCUCUGCAGAAAACUAGUCAUUGGAGGUUACAGAGGAAGCUCAAUUUGUCCUCACCGUUCAGCCCCUUUCUGGCUGAUUUCUGGAGCUGGACUGUAAUAGGGUCCAAGCAGCAGCAGACUAGCUCCUUGUGUGGCAACACUGACUUACCCGUGUAACCCCAGAUGCUUUAUGUAAGGGUAAUUGUUUAGCGGCAGGGGGCAGAGCAUUGAACCUUGAGUUACCCCAUCAUAACACAAAUACUUUUACCCCUUACAGCUUACGUUCAGUCGGCUCUUUUUUUCUGCACAAGCUCCAAAGCUCUGUGUGUGUGUGUGUGUGUGUGUGUGUGUGUGUGUGUGUGUGUGUGCUUAAAAAACAUUAAAUACAUUAUAAAAAUGCAUUUUUAUUUAAAAUGACCUGUUUGUUUGUAUCUGAUUGCUAUAAAAUGGAGUGCUAUAAUAAUUUCUUUCUGUCUCUGAAUAAAGCAAAUCUGAUCAGUGAUGUAUCAGACAUGACAGAUGAGUUAUCUGCAGCAACAGAGGCACAAACUCAGGAAGUUAAGUGAUCUUUGAACCCUAUCUGGCUAAUUGCUCUGUUAUCUGCUGGUUUCUAUUGCUGUUGAUGAAGAUUUUCACUAGUUAAUUUUUUCGGGUCUUUGCUGUGUUUCUAUAUUCAUGGACAGGUUUGGAUAUUGUACAUAUUUAUUGCUGUUAUUAUGUAACAGCACACAUCUGUGGUUUAAUCCAAUUCCCUCAUUUUUUUCCUUUGAAAAAUUCAGUAGUCAAGUUUUUUUUUCUUUCAUUUUUAUUUUGGGGAUUUUU